Molecule: messenger RNA, 2472 nt
Organism: Acomys russatus (golden spiny mouse)
Lineage: Eukaryota; Metazoa; Chordata; Mammalia; Rodentia; Muridae
Gene: Lrp3
Product: LDL receptor related protein 3
Exons: 7
Coding region: 30-2354 (774 amino acids)
Cellular component (GO): plasma membrane
Molecular function (GO): protein binding
Source: RefSeq, a predicted model, not a curated record
GCAGGCGUCCGCGCGCGGCCCGCCCCGGCAUGGAGAAGCGCGCGGCCGCGGGGACGGAGGGGGCGCCGGGCGCCAGGGCGCCGCUCGCAGUCGUCUGCCUGGUGAACCUUUUUCUCACUGGGAGGCUCAGCAGUGCAGUUCCCGCCUUAGCUGCCUGCAGCGGAAAGUUGGAACAGCACACCGAACGGCGAGGGGUCAUCUACAGUCCAGCCUGGCCACUCAAUUACCCGCCGGGCACCAACUGCAGCUGGUACAUUCAGGGUGACCGUGGGGACAUGAUCACCAUCAGUUUCCGUAACUUUGAUGUAGAGGAGUCUCACCAGUGUUCCCUCGACUGGCUCCUGCUGGGCCCAGCAGCUCCACCUCGCCAGGAGGCCUUCCGCCUCUGUGGUUCAGCCAUCCCACCCGCCUUCAUCUCUGCCCGUGACCAUGUUUGGAUCUUCUUCCACUCAGACGCCUCCAGCUCCGGCCAGGCCCAGGGCUUCCGCCUCUCUUAUAUCCGAGGGAAGCUGGGCCAGGCAUCCUGCCAGACAGAUGAGUUCCGCUGUGGCAACGGCAAGUGCCUGCCUGGUCCUUGGCAGUGCAACAUGGUGGAUGAGUGCGGAGAUGGCUCGGAUGAGGGUAACUGUUCUGCACCCGCCUCGGAGCCACCAGGCAGCCUGUGCCCCGGGGGCACUUUCCCAUGUAGUGGCGCUCGCUCCACACGCUGCCUGCCGGUAGAGCGGCGCUGCGAUGGCACCCAGGACUGUGGUGACGGCUCCGAUGAGGCUGGCUGCCCCGACCUAGCAUGUGGCCGGCGGCUGGGCAGCUUCUAUGGUUCCUUCGCCUCCCCAGACCUGUUUGGCGCUGCCCGUGGCCCUUCGGACCUUCACUGCACGUGGCUGGUGGACACGCAGGACCCCCGGCGUGUGCUGCUGCAGCUGGAGCUACGGCUGGGUUAUGACGACUACGUCCAGGUGUAUGAAGGCCUGGGCGAGCGUGGGGACCGGCUGCUGCAAACACUGUCCUACCGCAGCAACCACCGGCCGGUGAGCCUCGAGGCAGCACAGGGCCGUCUCACUGUGGCCUACCACGCUCGCGCCCGCAGUGCUGGCCAUGGGUUCAAUGCCACAUACCAGGUGAAGGGCUACUGCCUCCCAUGGGAGCAGCCGUGUGGCAGCAGCAGCGGCGGCGGCGAGGGAGAUGAUGGCAGCUCAGGGGAGCAGGGCUGCUUCUCGGAGCCACAACGCUGUGACGGCUGGUGGCACUGUGCAAGUGGCCGGGAUGAGCAGGGCUGUCCCGCCUGCCCUCCGGAUCAGUAUCCCUGUGAGGGUGGCAGCGGCCUGUGCUAUGCCCCUGCUGACCGGUGCAACAACCAGAAAAGCUGCCCCGACGGCGCCGACGAGAAGAACUGCUUUUCCUGCCAACCGGGCACCUUCCACUGUGGAACCAACUUGUGCAUCUUUGAGACCUGGCGCUGUGAUGGCCAGGAGGACUGCCAGGACGGUAGCGAUGAGCACGGCUGUCUGGCCGCCGUGCCCCGCAAGGUCAUCACGGCCGCUCUCAUCGGCAGCCUAGUAUGUGGACUGCUGCUAGUCAUUGCCCUAGGCUGCGCCUUCAAACUCUAUUCUCUGCGCACGCAAGAGUACAGGGCCUUUGAGACCCAAAUGACUCGUUUAGAGGCAGAGUUUGUGCGGCGGGAGGCGCCCCCAUCCUAUGGCCAGCUCAUCGCACAGGGUCUCAUUCCACCUGUUGAGGACUUUCCUGUCUACAGCGCAUCCCAGGCAUCAGUGCUACAGAACCUUCGCACAGCCAUGCGACGACAGAUGCGUCGGCACGCCUCCCGCAGGGGGCCAUCUCGUCGCCGCCUCGGCCGCCUCUGGAACAGGCUUUUCCACCGACCGCGGGCACCUCGAGGCCAGAUCCCGCUGCUGACGGCCGCACGUACCUCCUCACAGACCGUGCUGGGCGAUGGGCUUCUCCAGGCAGCGCCAGGGGCUGUCCCAGAUGCCCCCGCACCCCAUACAGACACAGGCAGCCCCAGGGAAGCUGGAGACGGGCCUCCUAGUGGGCCCGGCCAUGCACCGGAAGUAGGACCUUCAGUGCCACCCCCACCCUUGAACCUGCGAGACUCAGAGCACAGGCCUGAGGACAAGGAGAGAAAGGCCUGUGAGGACCCUCUGGAAGACAGCCCACCCCCCGUGGACACGCCUCCAGAGCCCUGCUUGGCCCAAGACCCCUACCCCCAGACUCCCACUGUCAGCGGCGCCCAAGAUCCCCAUUCACCAGAGCCACUGGGGGUCUGCAGGAGCCCCCCACCAACCUGCUCCCCAAUAUUGGAGGCUAGUGAUGAUGAGGCCCUGCUGGUCUGCUGACCCAUCGGACAUGCUGGUGACUGCCACAGCCCCGCUUUGUAACCAGGGAAUACACAGUCAUUUCUACCCUGCCUCUGCGUUCCUUCUUACAGAGGCCCACCCAGCAGCCCCGGUGGAG